AUGCGCACUGUGGUGACAUGGAGCGACAUUGCGCCCGAACGCGAUGGCGUUAGAAGCGUGUGCUACGACAUCGCGUUUAGCCCCGACGGGACGAAGCUCGUCACCGGUGUAGGCAGCCGCGUUCUCGUGUACGACGCUGCCGACGGCAACCUCUUGCACUCGCUCAAGGCGCACAAAGACGCGGUUUACUGCGUAUCGUACAGCCGCGAUGGGAAGAAGUUCGCGUCCGGGGGAGCGGACAGGACGAUAAUCAUCUGGUCGUCCAAAGCCGAGGGCGUCCUGAAGUACACGCACAACGAAUCCAUCCAGGCGCUGGCGUACAAUCCAACUUCAGCGCACCUCGCGUCCGCGACCGCGGUCGACUUCGGCCUCUGGGCCCCAGAUCAGAAAGCCGUCGUGAAGCACAAGGUGUCCGCGAAGAUUCUGAGCUUAGCGUGGACGAAUGACGGGCAAUACCUCGCGCUCGGGCAGUUCGACGGCGUCGUGUCCGUCAGAGAUCGAUCUGGUGGGGAGAAAAUGAAGAUCAAACUCGGUGCCCCGGUGUGGACGCUGGCGUGGAACCCGAACCGGGACGAACCCCACGACGUUCUCGCGUGCGGGUGCUGGGACGAGUCGCUUUCGUUUUACCAACUCAACGGAACCCAGGUCGGAAAGGACAUCGCGCUUGAUUACGAUCCGUGCACGGUCAGAUACUUCAGCAACGGCGAAUACAUGGUGACGGGAGGGACGAAUCGUAAGGUGACGCUCGCGACGAAGGAGGGAACGCCGCUGAAAGACGUGUGCGUGGCGGGGUCGUGGGUGUGGUGCGCGGCGCCACGGCCGAAACAAAAUUACGUCGCCGUCGGGUGCGAAGAUGGCUCGAUCACGAUGCACCAGCUGAUAUUCAGCACCGUGCACGGAUUAUACAGGGACCGAUACGCGUACAGGGACUAUAUGACGGACGUCAUCAUUCAACAUCUCGUGACGGAGCAAAAGUUGCGAAUUAAGUGCAAAGACUACGUCAAGAGAAUAUCCGUGUACAAGGAAACGCUCGCGGUGCAGCUUCCCAAGGAGGUUAUUAUUUACGAUCUUCUGGAAGCGGACUCAUACGAGAUGCAGUACCGCGAGAAGACGAGAAUCAUGCGGAACUUGGAGUGCAACUUGCUCGUCGUGACGUCCCACCACAUCGUCCUGUGCCUCGAAAAGAAGCUACAGCUCUAUGAUUUCGAAGGCAAGCUCGAGCGCGAGUGGACGAUGGAAUCGGUGAUCAGGUACAUCAAAGUCGUAGGCGGACCAGACAAGGGGGAGGGCAUCCUUGUGGGCUUGAAGAGCGGCGUCGUCUUCCGAAUAUUCAUCAACAACUCGCACCCUGUUCAGCUCAUCGAGCACGGCGUCUCGAUCCGGUGCCUGGACCAGUCGUUCAUGCGACAAAAGCUCGCCGUCGUAGACGACAACUCCGAGGUGACAGUGUACGACCUCGAGACAAAAAAGUCUAUUUUCACGGAUACAGACGCGAACAGCGUCUCGUUCAACAGCGAGUUCGAGGAGAUGUUGUGUUACUCCGGAAACGGGCAGCUAUCGAUAAAAACAGGCGACUUUCCCGUGCACAGACAGAAACUCGAGGGCUUCGUCGUGGGGUUCAAGGCGUCGAAAAUAUUUUGUCUGCAUUACGUGAGCAUGCAGACUAUAGACGUGCCGCAGUCAAUGAGCAUGUGGAACUACGUGAAGGUAAAUAAUUUUGACAUGGCACACUCGGUGGCGUGUCUUGGCGUGACGGAGAAGGACUGGAGCGAUCUUGGUUUCGCGGCAUUGUUUGGGAUGAACUUGGCCAUCGCGCGAAAGGCCUUCAUUCGUGUUCGAGACUUGAAAUACCUGGAACUCAUUGAUAAAUGUGAGGAAGGGGUUAAGAAUGGGGAUCCAUCCGAGAUGUACCUCGCUGAGGCGUUGGCGUAUCAAGGUAAGUUUCACGAGGCUGCGAAGAUGUUCGCGAAGGCGAAUCGCGUGGACAAAGCAAUGGAGAUGUUCUCUGACCUUCGUCAAUUUGACGAGGCAAAAAAAUGGGCUGAGGAGUACGCGCACACGAAGGGCGGGGACAGCACCCUCGUCCAGGAGUUUGUUCACAGGCAAGCGGAGUGGGCGGAGGAGGUUUCUGACUACGCCGCGGCGGCGACGAUGUACAUUCAGGCCAAGAAAUUUGACAAAGCCAUAGACCUCAUCGCGAAGAACGGCUGGAAGGAUAAACUCGUUGAGGUGACGAGAGCGUUGGGUGCGUCGGAUGUCAAGCACUUGAAGUUGUGCGCGAUGCACUUCGCGCAAUGGGGGGAUCAUGUCCACGCUAGGGACGUGUACACUAAGUUAGGUGACGACGAGGGCUUGCUGUCGCUCCUCGUGGAUGCGGAGCAGUGGGAAGAAGCGUUCAUUAUGCUCCAGCAACACCCGCAGCACGUCGAGAAGGUGUACCUGCCGUACGCGCGUUGGCUCGCGGAGAACGACAGGUUCGACGAAGCCCGUUUGGCGUACGCUAAGGCGGGUCGAUCUGAUGCGGCGACGCGGAUGCUCGAACAGUUAACACACAACGCGGUGUUAGAGCGGCGAUUUCAGGACGCCGGGCACUGCUACUGGCUCAUGUCGCGGGAGAUCGUGUCAGAGCUCCCGAACGACCCCAGGGCGCUCCUCUCAGACGAGGACGAGGCGAAAUUGGAUCGCUUCGAAGAAUUCAAAGACCGUGCUGAGAUGUACUACGCGUACGACUUCAUAUACCGCGCUAUGGACGAACCUUUCCGCUCGUCUUUGCCGUCCACAUUGCUGAACAUCGGGCAAUUUCUCCUUUCAAAGUUUGCAACGCGUGACGAGAUGCCGCUCGGGAUCAGCCUCGCCUACGUCCUCAAUACCCUCGCGAAGCACGGGGACGCGCUCGGGGCAUACAAGCUCGCGAGGUUCGCGUACAACAAGCUUCAAGGACUGAAGAUACCAGCCUCAUGGCAGGCACAGGUCGAUUUAGCGUGCAUCGUAUCGCGAUCGAAGCCGUUAACAGACGCGGAUGACCUUUUGCCGAUGUGCUAUCGUUGCAGCGCUACAAACCCGCUUGUAUCUGGUAAAGGCGACGUGUGCGUCAGCUGCGGAGGUUGUUUCGUUCGUUCGUUCGUCACUUUUGAGCACUUGCCCAUGGUGGAGUUUGAAAUAUCGGACGACAUCACCCCGAAAGAGGCGCGCAGGUUGAUACGCGAGGAACCGCCGGAACGAGGCGGCGCCGCGUCCGCGCGUCGUGCAUACAACGUUGGAGGGGAUGAGCAGUUCACGUUCGAAGAUGGUCCAGGAGCUGAGCGCGGCAUCCUCGGAGGUAACGACGCAUUCGCGCAGGUGAUGUCGAUGCCAAACGUGCCUAUAGUUUGCGAUCGGGUCAUGCUGCGUAACCUGUCGCCAAACGAGGUCGUCGUGAAACCUUCCGGCUGCGCGCUGAUCCGGCCGCGGUAUUUCCGCCUGAUGGACACGGAGUCACCGGUCACGGUCGACGAAAACGGGUGCUUUUACGAGGCGGACGAAUACGAGCUUGCGUGUCUCGAGUUUGGACGUACACCUUUCACGCGGCUGGCGGUUAAUGUGGGCGACGAGGUGGCGAGUGCGGUGGAGCCCGAAACGCCACCGCAGCGAACGAGCUCGUCGAAGUGGGGGACUGCGAGAGGCGCGAAGACCGUUGGCUCCCUCGACUUCGCUGGAAACUAG
This is a messenger RNA of Micromonas pusilla CCMP1545, 3702 nucleotides long. It is a transcript of the gene IFT122, whose product is annotated as intraflagellar transport protein 122. The record is from RefSeq and is a predicted model, not a curated record. Bases 1 to 3702 code for a protein of 1233 amino acids. Gene Ontology annotation, molecular function: protein binding. The transcript has 2 exons. Gene Ontology annotation, biological process: intraciliary retrograde transport; non-motile cilium assembly; protein localization to cilium. Gene Ontology annotation, cellular component: intraciliary transport particle A; non-motile cilium. Lineage: Eukaryota; Viridiplantae; Chlorophyta; Mamiellophyceae; Mamiellales; Mamiellaceae.